AGCGCUGUCAGAUACUCCGUGGUGUCCGGCUCAGCCACCGCACGGUACCGCGUGCCAUGUGCACAGGGCACUACUGACCCCCGCAGCCCCGCUGUCGCUGUCCAGGAUGGAGCAUUUGGCGGGGAGAUGGAUUCUGUUAUUUCUCCCAUAUCUUGUCAUGGAAUUUGUCGCCGCUCAGAACGUCUGCACCGGCACAAUGAAUGGACUCAGUGUAACUGGUGAGGCCGAGUACCAGCAUCACACCCUAAAGAACACCUACAACAACUGCCAUAUUGUAAUGGGAAAUCUCGAGAUUGUGCUUGUUGAGGACAACAAAGAUUUAUCCUUCUUAAAGUCCAUACGUGAAGUGACUGGAUACGUGCUGAUCGGCUUGAAUAUCUUUACCUAUUUGCCACUAGACAACCUGCGUGUCAUUCGAGGACAGAGUCUUUACGAAGACAAGUACUCACUUUACAUGAUACUUAAUAACCAAGUUAAUGGCACCCGUGGUAUCCAAAAGCUCAGCUUCCACCAUCUUACAGAGAUUCUGGCUGGAGGGAUUCACAUGUUUAAUAACGAGCAGCUAUGUUACACAGAUACCAUUGACUGGAAAGACAUCAUACGCGAUCCGAAGGCUCAAGUUGAAAUCGGAGCGAAUGCUGCCAAUUGUGAACCUUGUCAUUCAUCUUGUAAUGGGAAAUGUUGGGGACCAGGAGAAGAAGACUGUCAGAAAUUGACAAAGAACAUCUGCGCACAGCAGUGCAAUGGACGUUGUUAUGGACAGGCGCCCACUGAAUGCUGCCAUGAUGAGUGCGCUGGGGGCUGCACAGGUUCCCUAAACACUCAGUGCUUUGCAUGCCGAAACUUCGAUGAUAAUGGAACCUGUGUCUCACGAUGUUCUCAGCUGAUUUACAACCCUCUGAGCGGUCAAAUGGAACAUGGUCCCGAUUCCAAGUUCCAGUAUGGAGGAUCAUGUGUGAAGAACUGCCCCCAUAACUUUGUGAUAGACCAGAACUCUUGUGUUCGUUCAUGUCCGAGCAACAAGAUGGAGAUGACAAAAAAUGGAGUCAAGAUGUGUGAGCCAUGUUCCGGCCUUUGUCCCAAAGCCUGUGAGGGAACCGGUGGUAGAUACCAGACUGUGGAUUCUAGUAACAUUGAUAGAUUCAUUAAUUGCACCAAGAUCUUGGGCAAUCUAGACUUCCUUACCAUUGGUCUAGACGGGGAUGAGUUUAUGAAUAUCACCGCUCUGGACCCUAACAAACUGAAUGUCUUCAAAACAGUGCAAGAAAUAACAGGAUAUCUGAACAUCCAGUCUUGGCCGAAACAUAUGAAUGACUUCAGCGUCUUCUCCAGUCUCACUACCAUUGGUGGUCGGACUCUCAUACGUGGGGUGUCACUUCUAGUGAUGAAGAACAGCAAUGUGACGUCUCUGGGAUUUCGUUCACUGCGUGAUAUCAGUGCCGGGAAGGUUUAUAUCGCAGAAAAUGAGAACCUUUGCUAUUACAACACUAUCAACUGGAAAUACUUAUUCCCAACUAAACGGCAGAACUUUGAUAUAAAGAAUAACAAGUCUCCAGCCGAUUGUGUCAAAGAAAGAAAAGUUUGUGACCCACUUUGUUCUGAUAAGGGCUGCUGGGGACCAGGACCUGGACAGUGUCUGUCUUGCAGGAACUUUAGUCGAGAUGGGAUCUGUGUACCAUACUGUAACCUAUAUCAAGGAGAUAGCAGGGAGUUUGCGAAGGAUGGUGCUUGCUUGCUGUGCCACCCAGAAUGUCAGAAGAUGGAAGGCGCACUAACCUGCAAUGGAACAGGUGCAGAAUCUUGCUCACAGUGCGCUAACUACCGAGAUGGGCUACAUUGUGUGGACAAAUGUCCUCAUGGAGCCAUGAGGGAAAAAGGACCAGUCUACAAGUACCCCAGUGUGAACAAGAUCUGUCUGCCCUGUCCUGAGAACUGUUCACACGGGUGUGACGGUCCAGAGCUACAAGGUUGCAAAAACAUCGUUCCUGGAGAAAGUAAAACCCAGGCCAUGGUCGCAGGCGCAGUGGUUGUGUCUAUAUUUGUCCUGUGUUGCUGCACUCUCCUAGCACUUCUAUACUGGAGAGGACUGAGAAUUCGAAAGAAGCGGGCUAUGAGACGCUACCUGGAGAGAGGAGAUGGUACCGAAAUGUUGGAUCCAUCAGAAAAAACCAACACCGUGCAGGCGCGAAUAUUCAAAAGCACUGAGCUGAAGAAACUCAAAAUUCUGGGAUCUGGGGUAUUUGGCAUAGUGCACAAGGGUGUUUGGAUCCCAGAAGGCGAUUCUGUUAAGAUUCCUGUGAGCAUUAAAUUCAUACAAGAUCGCAAUGGUUGUCAGACUUUCCAUGCGGUCACUGAUCACAUGCUUGCCAUGGGGAGCCUGGAUCAUGCUUGUAUCGUUCGACUGCUGGGUAUUUGUCCAGGAACACAGCUGCAGCUGGUCACACAGCUUCUGCCUAUGGGCUCACUACUUCAGUAUGUUAGACAGAACAAGGACACCAGCGUCAUUGGCCCCCAGAUGCUGCUUAACUGGUGUGUGCAGAUUGCCAGGGGCAUGUACUACUUGGAGGAACAUCGCAUGGUUCAUAGGAACCUCUCAGCUCGCAACGUCCUCAUGAAGAAUCUCAAUCAUGUUCAAGUGUCAGAUUUUGGUGUGGCAGAUCUGUUGUACCCAGAUGACAAGAAGUACUGCUACAAUGAGAUCAAGACGCCUAUCAAAUGGAUGGCUCUGGAAAGUAUACACUUUGGAAAAUACACUCAUCAAAGUGAUGUGUGGAGCUACGGUGUCACACUGUGGGAAAUGAUGACAUUUGGAGAUGAGCCAUAUCCAGGUAUCCGUCUGUCUGAAGUUCCAGACCUUCUUGAGAAAGGGGAGCGACUCCCUCAGCCUAUAAUCUGCACCAUUGAUGUCUACAUGGUCAUGGUGAAAUGUUGGAUGAUUGAUGAGAAUGUUCGGCCUACUUUCAAGGAGCUGGGAAAUGAGUUCACCCGCAUGGCCAGGGAUCCUCCCCGCUACCUGGUCAUGAAAAGAGACAGUGACGCUACCCAAGAACCUCUCCUUGGGGAAACACCACAACUGAGUGAUAAAGAAGAAGUGGAGGAGAUUGAUACUGAUUUAGGAACAGAAGAAGAUGAAGAUAUGGGACCACAUCCGAAAACUCCAAGCACUGUCUAUGCAUCCCGACCGAGAAUAGACUAUACUAGAAGUCAGAGUGUGCAGAGUUCACUCGCUGGAUAUCUCCCUAUGAACCAGAGCACUGGUACCAUCAACAAGAAGAGUUCAACCCACCGUGCCGAUCCAAGCCCUAGACGUGCGACCAGGAGAAGGCAGGACUCUGUGGGCCGCACAGUGUCAGAGUCCUCCGAGGGCUGUUGUACUCUAUCUGACAUGGAAACGGCAGAGGAAAUAUCAUUUGGAUUUGAAAGCCUGGGCCGUAGCCCUCGCUCACGUUUAGACAGCGCUUAUCGCUCCCAAAGGGAAAGUUUACUUGCUGGCACCCCAGAUACUGACAGCGAGUACAUUAUGCCUGAGCUUAGCCAGGGAGAUCUAUCAGAGGAUGGAACACUGAAGUCCCAAGGAUCUAGAUCGAUAACCCCGUGCAAGACCAAUGAAGAGGAUGAUGAGGAAUAUGAGUAUAUGAACAGGAAGAGGCAUCUGUCAGAGAGGUUGGAGUACGAGUAUAUGGACAUUCGAGGAGUAGGGGAUGGAAACAAAGAUGGCAUAAGCUGUACACGGCAGGACAGUACAGAUAAUUAUUACGAAUAUGAAAACAAGGAGGACUAUGAGUAUAUGAAUGAAAAGGGGAGAUGCAGUCAGAGCCAAGAACUAGUUGAUGAAGGCGAAGAUGAAGGUACAGAGUACACCUACAUGAACCGAAGUAGCAAAAUCAGAAAGGACAGCAAUUCGGAUGACAAACAGGGCUACGAGGACAUGAAGUUAAUUACAAGCCAGCCAAAGUCCUUGAGCAAACCCACAGUGGUUCCACAAACAUGCCACAGAGAGGCUUUACAAAGAGGUUACAUUCAACCUCUGCGAGAACUGGAGGUAAAAGACUGUGCAUUUGAUAACCCGGACUACUGGCAUAGCCGUCUGUUUGUUAAGAGUGACCUGCAACGGACAUAAAAAAAAUCCUAAAGUGCUGGGCAAUGCACUCAAAUAGAAUACCAUUGUGAUACGUACCUUCUGCUUCUGAAGAUGGGUACAGGAAUAUACUGUAGUCAUUGAACCAAAUGCUAAUAUCUGCAGUCGUGUACCAUUAAUGGCUACUGGAACAAAAGUGGAUAGGGAAGAUUUUUACAUAUGUCAUGCUAUACAGCAGUGGCUAUUCCUAAGCGAUUCCAGGAGCUUAAAUAGUCACUAACUUUUCACACAAUUUUGCAUAACUCAAUAGUACAUGGAACCACAAGAAAAGUAAUAUUUUAUCAGUUCAGUGAGAAAGGUCUAGUUUUCCUCCUCUUAUCAGCUGUGUACCAGCUGCUACCCCCCUGCUAAUUGCUUUUCAUUUUCAAAAAUUCCCUUUUCCUGUCCAGGACAGGAUCAUCUGUCAUAUUACACAUGUCAAUGUAAGUCUAUGGAGAGGGGAGGGGGAGGAGUGUGGAGGAACUGAGGAGACACACAAAGAGGAGCAGGACUGCACAGCAACAUAAGAAGCUUAUAGCUCAGAAGAAGUGCUCCAUUCUCCUGGGGCUGCUUCUGAGUGACUGUGAGACAGGAAGGAGAUUUUCCUCUACUUUGUGUGUGUGCAGUGGAUGGAGGCCAGCACGCACAACGAGAUAUUCAGCAAGCACAGAGUGUUAUUCCUCAUCUACUGAACUAUUGGUUACUGCAAAGUUUGUUGAAAGCUCAGUGACGCUUUAAAGUCAUGAAGGUUAGAACAAGAGUACUUAAAAAUAUCACCGCUAUCUGCUAAGUAAAACGUAUAAAUGAGAAAAGUAGCAUCUCAUAAUUGCACUCAAUUGUACUCCUUUGCUCAUGCCACUUCUUUCUAGGAUUACAGAUAUUACAUGUUCAUGCUAAUGAUGAAUGAAAUAUUGCCUCAUAUGAACAAAUCAAACAUUGGUCGAGCUGAAUUAUAGAAUAGGUAUAAACUGCAAUAUAAAUCAUUUUGACGCAAGUGACAAGGGAUUCUGCAUAAGAAAUAGUAAUGACAUUGAAGUGUAGCAAAGAGCUGUGUUGUCGAUGUCAGUCUUUGGUGUUCCUCAAUUCGUGUCAUGAGCCCCCACUUUAGGCCCUGCAGUAGGCAUAACACAGUGUAUAAGUUUUACCCACAGUGCAGCUUUGCGUAUCUCCACUACAUUCCCACUCACCUGGAUAUACCCUUGGGUAACCUUCAUACUCAUGAUCUUUGAAGUACUUACUAUUCUCAGUACUGGAUUGUAUGCAAAUUUCCAAGUGGGUACCUCUAAUAGCCAAAAAAAA
Messenger RNA from Bufo bufo (common toad), 5416 nucleotides. It is a transcript of the gene ERBB3, whose product is annotated as erb-b2 receptor tyrosine kinase 3. NCBI's taxonomy places the organism in Eukaryota, Metazoa, Chordata, Amphibia, Anura, Bufonidae. Gene Ontology annotation, biological process: cell surface receptor protein tyrosine kinase signaling pathway; multicellular organism development; positive regulation of cell population proliferation. The coding region runs from base 107 to 4120 and encodes 1337 amino acids. Gene Ontology annotation, cellular component: basal plasma membrane; signaling receptor complex. Gene Ontology annotation, molecular function: ATP binding; neuregulin receptor activity; protein tyrosine kinase activity. The record is from RefSeq and is a predicted model, not a curated record. The transcript has 28 exons.